Neocloeon triangulifer is the source of this 2698-nucleotide messenger RNA. Its product is annotated as mediator of RNA polymerase II transcription subunit 15-like. The transcript has 3 exons. The record is from RefSeq and is a predicted model, not a curated record. The coding region runs from base 71 to 2098 and encodes 675 amino acids. NCBI's taxonomy places the organism in Eukaryota, Metazoa, Arthropoda, Insecta, Ephemeroptera, Baetidae.
GGCGUGGAGCGCUGCGUUUCAGUAAAGUGGUGAUCGCAGAGCCGGCUCAACCAGAGCUGUUCUCCCUACAAUGGUGCUCAAGAUUGCUUCACUCGUCCUACUCUGCGGUUGCAUAGCCGCUGCCAAGGAAGCUGACACUCAGCAUAAGAGGCAAACGUACUACCAAGGAACACCACAGGCGAGUCGCUACCUGUCCGGCGAUGCCUAUCAGCAGCACCAACAACGGUUGAGCGCCUCCCUGACACAGGAGCAGGACGAGGCUGUGCAAGCCCAACUUGAGGCUGAGUUGCGUCGUGAUGCCCUCACCAAUGCAAAGAGUGCUGCCGAAAGUUUCAAAGAGUCUUACAGACAGAGCCGCGUCCAGCAGCAGCAGCCUCAGUUUUACCAGCAGCAGCAACAAAGGGCGGCCUAUGCCCCAACCCCCGCCUCCCCCCAACAUGUCCAGCAGCAGCACCCGCUGGUGUACGAGCAGCAGGAACAGCAACCUGCCCAACAGCAAAGGGUAGCCUACGCUCCCACCCCUGCUGCCCCCCAACAGCAGGACUACCAAUCCAUCAGGGCCCUGUACCAAAAUCCUCAGGCCGUCCAAAGAAUCCAAGCCCCCACAUCGCAGGCCUCCCUUCAGGCCUAUCAGGCGCACGCCCAGCUGGCCGAAGAGGCGGCUAAGGCCUUCCAGGAAGCCCUCCAGCAGCAGAGCGGCCGCCAGCAGAAGAGACCGCGAAUCCAAAGCCCGCAGUACAUUCUGGAGCAGCAACAUUCCUUUGUUGUUCCGCAAAGUCCUCCUCAGCAGACCGCAGAACAAUACAACUUGGCCGCCGUCCAGCAGGCGUAUCAGCAGAUCGAGCAGCAGCAGCGCAAGGCCACCGACGAAAUUCACGCCCAGGAGGCCAGACCAACUGUCCAGGCCGCCCCUCAGGAGUACACCGAGGAACCCACCUUUGGCUACAACGUUGGUGACGGUCCUGCUGACUACGAACCGGCCCGCCAGAGAGGCCAAACCAAGUACCAGCAGAAGAACCAGCAGGACGCUGUCGAGAUCAAGCAGUCUCGCCGGCCUAGCCCUGUCCGGAACCGUCCGGUCGUCAGCCAGACCUAUCAGGCCGAAGCUCCCAGAGCUCCUGCUUACCAGACUGAAUAUGUCCAACCUACCAAAGCUGCCCCGGCACCUGUUCCGGCCUACCAGCCUGUGCAAUACGAGGCCCCUAAGACUGAAGAGCAAGUCCCUUAUGAAAUAGUCCAGAACUUCCAGCCACAAACCACUCAAGAGUCCAUCAUUCCCACUUACCAGCCUGUCCAGGAAAUUCAUAGGGCCCCAGUUAGACAGCCUGCCCAAAUCCCCACAGCCGUUCCUAUUCCUGCCCAGCCAACUUUCCUGCCAACCCCUACUCCUCCUGUCGUCCGAAUCGCUCCUCCGGCUAGGGUGGCCCCCACUCGCAUUUCCGCCCCCACCCCUGCCCCGAUCCAGUCUCAAGCUCCAGCUAGGGCUGCACCUGCAGCUCCUGUCCGAAUUCCGGCAGCCCCAGUUCAACUUCAGUCCACGCCUGUUCAAAUCCCAGCAACCCCUGUCCAGUACGCCGCUCCCGCCAGAGUUGCUGCCCCCGCCAGAAUUGCCGCCCCCUCUCCCUCAGAAGAUGUUGACGGAAAGUUGGUCAAUCUUGAUUUGGACCUUUUGCGCUCAUUGUACCAAGCGGCCGAAACUCUGGCCCAGAAGCAGAAGGACGAAGUUGGUCCUAUUUCGGAAAACGACCUGAUUAAGGCUUUGCUUGAGCAGGGCAAGCGUGAGCAGCAGGUUGCAGAGCAGCUGAAGAAGGCUGCCAAGGCGGAGCCGGAGCAACCCAAAGUGGAGGUGGUGAGAAUCCCUAAAGCUCAAGAUCAACGGCCAAUCACCCAGGAAGAGCUCCAGGCGCUGAUCGCUGCCGGCUACGACAUCACUCCCCUCGAGGAGGAACCGACUCCUAAGAACGCUGACCCCAUCAAACAACAGUACCUGAGACAAGCGGAAUUCCUCGAGAGACAAGCUAUUUACAGGUCUCAAAAACAAAAUUCAAGAAGAGCGCGUGACGACAAAGCUGUGCAGGAUGAGGUUGCCACUGAUUAGAAGUCCAGACAGAUCCUAACUAAUUUAAGGUUUUAUUGUGUUGCAUUUGAUGAGAAAAAGUGAUUUCCUUGUAAAUAAAAUCAAAUUUUAUUUUGCCAUAGCACAUAUAAUUGAUGACACUUUUCAUACUUUUAAUAUUGCUAAUAUAUGUACUGUAUAUAUAAAAAAAAAAUGAAAGAAAGAAGUGCAACCAUAAUAAAAUUGUUUUUUCUGAGUUUCUUAAAUUCUUGAUAGUUGUUGUGAAAUGAAAGUGAAAAUGAAAAUUUAUAAAAAUAACUAGAGUUUCAUUAUUUAAUAAAAGCCACAAAAAAUCUCCAUAAUUGUCAUGGGCCUGGUGGAGGUUAAAAAAAAAUAGACACUGUUGCAGCGAUCAUUAUUUCAAUUAAAUAUGCAAAGUUCACCGCUCCCGGUGACCUCUGAUGGGCCACCUCCAGUUACAGGGUUGAACAGGAGGACCCUCGGCUCGGCUCGGCGCACCUGUCCUCUGCUAAUUGAGUCGCCUCUUUCCUCCAUGAAAAAAGCCUUCUCCCCGGCCCCCUUUCUCUAUCAAAAAUCAUUAAUAUUAAACUUCAUGUUUUUAUAAAACAAAAUGCUUGGCUC